Messenger RNA from Caenorhabditis remanei, 1509 nucleotides. RefSeq lists its product as uncharacterized. The record is from RefSeq and is a predicted model, not a curated record. The coding region runs from base 1 to 1509 and encodes 502 amino acids. Gene Ontology annotation, molecular function: protein binding. Lineage: Eukaryota; Metazoa; Nematoda; Chromadorea; Rhabditida; Rhabditidae. The transcript is spliced from 8 exons.
AUGAAUCGAAAAUUGCAGUGUCAUACAAUCGCUCGUAAAAUGGCAAAGAAAAAACCGGCGGUGGAAGCUGUCGACACAGAGCAAUAUAUUGUGGACAAAAUCGUCGGAAAUGAAAUCAGAGAUCGUGCAAUUCACUACAAAGUGAAAUGGGAAGGAUAUUCAGCAGAAUACGACUCAUCUGAACCUGAAUGGAGAAUUACAGCCGAACAGAAAUUGAUCGAUUUCGCAUUGACAGUCAUCGUUCCUGAAACAUAUGUUGAUACGAUUCCAACGAUACUCUCACAAUUGAAAAGUUAUGAAUAUGACGAAGAGAUAAUUCAGACCGCGAUCGAUCCAUUGUCCAUCCUUGCCUUAACUACUGUACAAUGCGGAAGUGUUAAGUUUAUCGACAACGAUUCGAUUGGCAGCAAAUUAUUCUUUCUCGAGUAUCUCCGAGACAUCAAGCAGGAAUAUCUGCUUCAUUCCGCUGUUCUUCCGUCGGAUGAAGUGAUCGAUCAGAACUUGAAACGGUACAGCGCCGAGCUCAUGUAUCGUCUGUAUGCAUUCCCAGAACAUCCGCACAUUCGAAUUCUUAUUCCGGAGGAUAUCGAAAAGCUAUUCUACUCUCCUCCACUACUUUCGCAACUCCUCUUUGAGCCAGUCACCGUUGAGAUAUACGACAGAAAAGAAAACCAUCUAUUUGCUCCACAAUCCACCGACAUCGGUUUCAAUAAGACACGCCCAUUUCUUCAUGAAUCAUACCUCAACGUGAAAAAAUAUUAUGACCCACGAUGGUUUGAACACUUCUUUCUAGACAGACGUCUGCUUUACAAUGGAAUGCAACGAGAUGUCAGUUCUCGAGAUCGUCGUUUCCGAUGCAGUCUCUUAUUGGAACAAGAACUUGGUCGAGGAUGGGUCCUGAGAGCUGGACAUGACGUUGAGGAGGAAAUUCCGUUGAUUAUGAUGGCAGGAGUGAUUCGUCCAUGCCAAGAGGCUCAUAGAUCUUUGUGCCGUUUUGGAGAACGAGUUGCAUUCUCUUCUUUCAUUGAAAUCCCUGGAACCGACUCGUGUCUAGAUCGACGCGAAUUCCACGAUUUCACGAAGUAUAUUCCACAUAGUUGCAACCCAACUUGCUCUGUUCGUCUCGUUAAAUCUGGAAAUGAUUAUCCAGACCUUGUUGUUUACUCUAAAGUCAAACUUAACGAAGCCAACAAUCACACGAUCUCGCUGGACUACUAUAAAGGAUUCCGAAAAGAAGUCAACAGAUACUUUCACAAAAAUAAACAUCCAGAAGGAAAAGUGUUUCAUUUGUUCGAAAAGAAAAUGGAUUUCGUUCAAUGUCAAUGUUUGAUGGGAGGUAAAUGCAGAAACGUUCUGUAUGUUGACAGAUCUCUAAAAGCUGAAAAUUCGAAUGCGAAAAAGAAGCAUAAGCUGGAAGAUAUGGAUCCACAAUUCCAGUUCCGAGGAAUGGCCGUUGUAGAUGACACCAAGAGAAUCUGGGAGAUCAAAAACGCUCAAUUUGUCGAAUGA